CUUCUAUAACCAUCAAGCUGCCGCCCUCUCUCUUUUUCAUCUCCCUCUCACCAGCUACAAUAAUAAUGGAUGAAAACAACAACGACGCUUCCUCAUCAUCGAUAGAGGAUCUCUACAAGAUCGACGUCAUCCCAUCGGAGCUCUUCUUCAAGUUCCGCAAACAGAUCGAGGGCUUCAGACUUGGCCUCAAUCUUGAGUUCUUUAAUCUUGAGAGUAAUGAAUACGAAGCUAAGAUGGUAUUGAAGCCUCUGAGCCCUGAGAGGAGGUGGAAGUUCAUAUACGAGCCAAUACAUGGGGAUAUACGAUUGCUAUCAAAAAAAAUUCCGAUAACUAAGUACCUUAAUCUCCAGGUUGGCAUAGGUCACAGUUUUCAUCACAAUACAAUUGGCUGGAAAUGGAAGCUCUCUACCUGUUUGGGUGGUGAUGGCAUCUCGCAGAUUAGAAAUAAAACGGCUAUUGGUUUAUUCCCUGGAUUCGACUUGAGAAUUGGCUGGAGGGCUGAGUAUGUACUUCCGGAGAUUCAUGGGGCUGUGGGCACUGGUGAACCCGUUUUUGAUAUGAACUACGGACGCUUGCAUGCAUCAAUAGACCGAGUGGAGGCCAUUGUAAAUAUGUGAGUCUCUAUUGACAUUGUUGUGUUUUGAUACGCUUGAGCCUUUGAAGAAUCCUGAAGAGAACGCAAAGUUUAUCCAUUUGAGCUCAUACUCUAGUUCUGAAGUUUGCAAGAUUAAAGCUACUGCGUCAUGUAAAGUACAGUCUCAGUUUGUUUAUUAACCAUCAAUUUAUGGAAAACUAAAAGCGCUUGGGAAAAUUAUUGUGCUUUUGUUUCAGUAUCAUUUCUUCUUUCUUGGUCGUUCUUUUGUAACCAAUUGGCCCUCUUUUUUUUUGUCUGAGUGGUUUUUAGUGGCUUUUUACCUUCAAAA
This is a messenger RNA of Asparagus officinalis (garden asparagus), 923 nucleotides long. RefSeq lists its product as uncharacterized. Lineage: Eukaryota; Viridiplantae; Streptophyta; Magnoliopsida; Asparagales; Asparagaceae. The record is from RefSeq and is a predicted model, not a curated record. The transcript is spliced from 4 exons. The coding region runs from base 66 to 617 and encodes 183 amino acids.